Molecule: messenger RNA, 762 nt
Organism: Lingula anatina
Lineage: Eukaryota; Metazoa; Brachiopoda; Lingulata; Lingulida; Lingulidae
Molecular function (GO): calcium ion binding
Source: RefSeq, a predicted model, not a curated record
AUGAGCAUCCAACCAAGUCGGGGAUUGACAAGAAUUGUUCAACCUUUCCAGAGACUAGGAAAUAACUUCAAACCCAGCUUUGUUCCAGACUCCUUGCCAUGUCUCCGACCUGUUCAGAGAUUGACGAACAAAACACUGCACCUUAAAAAAAUGCCAGAAGACUACCCGUUGGUGACCGGAGCAAACCAUUGGAGAAGAAAAGUUAAAACUGUAUUCCAACGGCUAGAUUCCAAUGCUGAUGGGUACAUUACUAAGGAAGACCUUGUGAUAUCUGCCAAACGACACAUAGAAUAUUUGAAGCUCCAAGUUAUUGAAUUCCACAAUGUUAGGACAAAAGUUAUUGUUAAAGUUUUUCAUUUCUUAGAUGAACCAGCUGAACACAUUCUAAACCUACGUCUUCACAUGUGGUCGGCCCUUGCUGGAGAUAAACCCAGUCUUUCCCAGGAGGAACACUGGAAGAACAACUUCUCCAUCGUGAACCAAAGCCACUUUCGACGUGAAUUAUACUACAUUAUUGUCUCCACAGAGUUUAAUGUCAUGGAUACUGAUGGCGAUGGUCUUAUAUCCAAGGAGGAACAUGCUGCCUUUUUCUACAGCCAUUACAUUCCAACUAAAUAUUCGAAGUCCGUCUUUGAUGUGAUGGACUCCAACGCAGAUGGUAUCAUCUCAUUUCAAGAGUUCACACAGGCGUAUGUAGAGUUUUGGUUGACCGAAGAACCAAACAACAUUUACAAUGAAUUCUAUGGACCACUAGUUUAUUAA